AUGAGCGCUCCAAUUGAUGCCAACAUGUCCUUUUGGGUAAAACCAGUCACGCAUCAACCUGAGACAUACAAGCUGUACAUAAACCGCAUUGUUUUUACGGAUACGGCAGAGGAAAACAGUCAGUGGUUGGCGCGUGUAAAGAGACAGUGGGGGUCUGAUCAGCCCAUUGCGAUUCGCGUGAUGAACGAAUCGGAACACUUGGGCAGCACCACUCCCCAAAUGAUUGGGAGUCACACGGGCUGGACGGGUGUUAGUUGGGCAGAUGGCGAGAGCGAGGCGGUAGGCAUUGAGGUUCCCAGCCAUCAAGGGCCCAUGUUAGUGCUGGAGGUUAUCGGGGGUAAGAACGCGCUCUCAAUAUACGGAACAGGGUUAAUCAACAGCUCUGGAAUGGUAACAGAGAAACGACAAUAUGCCAAAUACUGCGUUCAUCUUUUUCCUACCCAGACUGCUUUCGAUUCGAAAACGGUGUUUGCAAUUGUUGAGGCUGAGAUACGUAGCAGCGCAUGGGAUGGACGUCAUGGAGAUGAGUUUGCCCCAUUGGAGUACAACUUUGGCUCUGUACGGGUAUCAACGCUAGAUUUUUACUUUCCUUCCUUUGUGUUGACUGGAACUGGGGAGUACAUCGUGUCUAGUGCGAUGUGUGCCAUGAACAUGACGGAAAAUGGUGCGUUAGCCAUGCAACUAGUGCCCCUCGCGGACGCGCGAGAUUAUAUUUCGGUGGAGCCUUCCCAAGUUAUCACGGUAAAACCGCAACAACGCGUAUAUUUUACGGCAACCUGGAGUAUUUCUGAACGGGCAUGUAUGAAGGAGCUUCAAAUGCAGCUUCUGGUUAAUGGUUCACAGCCUCCCUCUGCACCUAUUACAAUUAGUGUUCAUAACUCUUCUCCUCAGCCAAAGUCAGCGGACACACCGUACCUCUACUGGUUAAACACAACAUGCAUCACAAACAGACAGUUUUCUAUGUCACAGGAGUUUCCAUUGGUGUGCGCACUUUUGCCUGUGUUUCGUCUUGUUUCAAAUGGUCGCGUGGCUGGACUGGGGGCGGAGGGUGUUAUUGUGGCACUGGACAAAGACAAGGGUGAAAAUGUCUUGGUGCGUGCGGACGGUGUCCCUGUCGUUAGUGCACUGACCGCAGGGUUAACGACGUCGGGGUUUGAUUCAAGUUUUACGGGUGAUGCUUGGGCGCAGGAGAACCACAACGCAUGGAUGAUGCCAGAUGAUGCGAAACGAUUUGCACUUGACGGACCCCCCUUGAAUCUCUCAGAAAAGACGUGUCAGUGUACGAUUCAUCUUGGAACAAUACGCGGCUUCCCCAUGGUAUAUGAGGUCUUAACGGGCAUCUCUCCUUCGUUCCAGGUGAGCCUCACGCUACUGGAUCAACAGGGCUGGCAGGUAGUGAAGGGUGAGACGAAUGCAAGCUACCAGAGCGCAAGCGGAAGUCUGCGUUGGGAUGAUCAGCUUGUUUUAAUAAAAUGGCCAGGUGCCAGCUCCAAACAAUUUGCACGACUGAAUCUCACAGAGGUGCGACCAAGAGACGGUGAUGAGACACCAAUUGGUGCAGCGUUGGUGUCGCUUUACCGCCUUGACCGCACACGUCUCCAGGUAGGCAUUCAGCUGGCCUUCCAUGUAUACGAGACGUACUCCUUGUAUGAUACAUUACACUCCUCGAGUCUUCUCAUGACAGACGCAUUCAUUGCUUUCUCUGAGCUUCCUGUUUGA
This is a messenger RNA of Trypanosoma rangeli, 1719 nucleotides long. RefSeq lists its product as uncharacterized. The record is from RefSeq and is a predicted model, not a curated record. Lineage: Eukaryota; Euglenozoa; Kinetoplastea; Trypanosomatida; Trypanosomatidae. The coding region runs from base 1 to 1719 and encodes 572 amino acids. The transcript has a single exon.